Ciona intestinalis (vase tunicate) is the source of this 2235-nucleotide messenger RNA. The record is from RefSeq and is a predicted model, not a curated record. Lineage: Eukaryota; Metazoa; Chordata; Ascidiacea; Phlebobranchia; Cionidae.
AAAAGUUACCAAAAUUAAAUUUAUGUUUGUUUUUUCUUAGGGCGACACGGAACACCCGUGUUAUAAUGCCUUUCGUUGCCUUUCAUUGCGAGGAUAAUCAAUGACAUGUAUUCAUUCUUAAAAUGCGCUAAACUAAAUGGGCGUUGUUGGUGACGUGAUAAACAUGUUUUGUGACGUCAUGCAUCUACAAUACGCCCAAAAAUUUUUGUUUGCACGAAUGUUAUGAAGCGAUUUUGCAAAAUAUGCAAAAUAUCGCGACGGAAACGCGCACGACAUCUAGCGGUGAGAUAAAAUCUGCUUUCUGGUUCUCUCAUCCGGAUGGAUUGGAUGACAGCGAGGAGGAAGAUAACUAAACCAGAUGACACCGCGGUCAAAGAUAGAAAUCUGAUGGAUUGGUUGCUGUCUACAGUUAGUUGUAAAGCGGUUAAGAGUUUCGUACAAAUUCCUUAAAAAAUGUUUCUGAAACAAGUCCUGGUUCUCUGCGUCUUUUUCUUUAUGACGUCAUCAGCGUUCUAUAUGCCAAUGGUUAGAACGCAUCCGCCCCAAAUGGACAUGCCGGCAUAUUGCGCCGAAGUCGUCAACGCGACUCGUGUAUUCUCCGGGUUUAUUCUUAACGCUGCCACACAUGCUAAUAGCGCCACCGACGAAUAUGUGGCCGAAAGAAACGUUUUCUUCUCUCCGUUUGGUGCCGCUAAUGUGGUCGGUAUUCUGAGAUUGGCGUCGGCCGGAAGAACGAGGGAACAAUUCGACGGCCUCCCUUUAUUUUCAUCAAUACUUCAGCACAACGAUCGUUUCAUGAGAGGUUUUCAAACCCUGCGUAGUUUAAUCUUGUCCGUGACUUCGUUUCCUGGUACGAAUCCAGGCCAGAGCGAUAAGUUGCUUUUGAACAGCGGGGUUUUCACUUCAAGAUGGCUCUACUUGCAAACGCGGUUCAUAUCGGACGCGAGAAAUUUCUACAAAGCGGUCGUCGCGUCGGUGGACUUCAGUGACCCGGAACUUGCAUCAAGUCACAUAAACAUGUGGAUAAACGCUCGCACUCAAAGAAAAAUAACGAAGAUCGUUUCACCCAGCGAUUUGUCCCCCACCACCCUAGUGACCGUGUUCAACACUCUGUUCUUUGAAGCUUUGUGGAAGCAUCCGUUCACAACUGGCAGAACCAGCAACAGCACAUUUGUAUUGGCGAAUGGGACGCCUGUGUUGACCCCGAUGAUGGAAGUCACUGCCAACCACUUCUUACAUUACUCUGGUGAAUUUUGUCAGCUAUUCUCAAUGAGGAGAUGUCACCCAAACACCCCAGACAUAGUAAUCCUGCCUUAUAAAGGAGAGCGUCGUCAGAUGAUUGUUCUUAUUCCAAACCAAAACAUCACACUUCGCGAAAUCGAGAGGCAAUUCGGGACAAAUCUAGAGAAAUGGAGAUCCUCAUUGGUAGAUGGGAAUGUAGAGUUACACAUACCAAAGUUUGAGUUAAAGAGCAACCUUGACUUGAAAUCCGUCCUUAGAAGCGAGGGCUUAACCGAGCCAUUUAAUCGAACCACAGCCGAUUACUCUACAAUGACAAGUCGACAGCUUGCUAUUUCAAAACUUUUCCAAACAGCUUCUAUUUCUAUGGACGAGACAGGCGUAAGGGCUACCAGCACAACGGCGGCGUUUUUUGAGUUACGAUCUUUCUUUUUUAGAACGAGAAUUAACGCUAAUAAACCUUUCUUGUUUAUCAUUGAAGAUAUUCAUACUAGAACGCCUUUAUUCUUGGGCAGAGUCACAGAUCCCCGUCCGUUGUAAAUCUCUAUUGUCACCCACGUCACUUCAACAAAAUUUGGUCAAAAAUGAUAAAAAUAAACCCUCGAAAUAUUUGAUUUCCUAUUAUUCUAACCUAUUUUCAGUGAAUUGAAUGUAAAACAUGUGCGUUUUUUUAAGUCUUUGCUUUGUAAAUAUACUCAUGAGUUGCAUUAUUUAUUAGUUCCCGUACAAUGUGAUUAUAAACAGCAUAUUGUAAUCAUUUACAUGUAUUUAGUUCCAUUUUGCUAUAAACUGUUGUACAACCUUUUUAACGUUUUUUUUCUCGCAAUAAAAUUACUCAAGAUACUUUUAGAACAUUUUUAUGAAAGUUAGAACAAGUUUCUUCGGGUAAAAAUAUUUAUAUUGUAUUUUCGUAGUUGAAAACAGUAUUUUCUACUCCCCGAUUAAAUCGUAAAUAAUUUCACCUGUUUCGCCAAAUAUAGAGGUUAGUAUUCCCGC